GGCUCGGGCUCGGGAGCCCGGCCGCCCGCUCCUCUCCCGCCCGGGAGAAAGUUCCGGGCCGCCGAGUGCCGUAGCCUUUUCCCUGCUCCUUCGGCCCAGUGGUUAAGAGAGGAGGGGUCCCCGCGGGCCCGGAGAGAAAGGGAAACAUUAAAGGAAAUUGAUGAUGUCUAUGAAAAAUAUAAGAAAGAAGAUGAUUCAAACCAGAAAAAACGCCUACAGCAGCAUCUCCAGAGAGCAUUAAUCAAUAGUCAAGAAUUGGGAGAUGAAAAAAUUCAGAUCGUCACACAAAUGCUCGAAUUGGUGGAAAAUCGGGCAAGACAAAUGGAAUUACAUUCACAAUGUUUCCAAGAUCCUGCUGAAAGUGAACGAGCUUCAGACAAAGCAAAGUUGGAUUCCAGCCAACCGGAAAGAUCUUCAAGAAGACCCCGUAGACAGCGAACCAGUGAAAGCCGUGAUUUAUGUCACAUGACAAAUGGGAUUGAAGACUGUGAUGAUCAGCCACCUAAAGAAAAGAAAUCCAAGUCAGCCAAGAAAAAGAAACGCUCUAAGGCCAAACAAGAAAGGGAAGCUUCACCUGUUGAGUUUGCAAUAGAUCCCAAUGAACCUACAUACUGCUUAUGUAACCAAGUGUCUUAUGGGGAAAUGAUAGGAUGUGACAAUGAACAGUGUCCAAUUGAAUGGUUUCACUUUUCAUGUGUUUCACUUACCUAUAAACCAAAGGGGAAGUGGUAUUGCCCAAAGUGCAGGGGAGAUAAUGAGAAAACAAUGGACAAAAGUACUGAAAAGACAAAAAAGGAUAGAAGAUCGAGGUAGUAAAGGCCAUCCACGUUUUAAAGGGUUAUUUGUCUUUUAUAUUAUUCGUUUACUUUCAGAAAAUGUUUUAGGGUAAAUGCAUAAGACUAUGCAAUAAUUUUUAAUCAUUAGUAUUAAUGGUGUAUUAAAAGUUGUUGUACUUUGUCUGUGACCUUAAUUUUCUGCACUGAAUUACCAAAUAUUUUAAACCAGGUAGUCUUCAGAUCACCUGAUGAAAGGAGCAGGGAAUGGGGAAAGGGUGGUGUCAACAUUAUGAAAACGUUGCAAAACAUGCCUAUUUCAUUUUCACUUAAAACUGCAAUGCUAUAUUUUGAGUAAACACAUAAGCUGGCUAGCAGUUCUGUGUGCUUAAAAAAUUAGAUAUAGUUGGAAUUUCUCUGUAAGCAUCAAAUUAUCUUGAUUAAUUUAAAAUCUGAACACUAUACUAUUCAGAGUUUCUUUUUCUCUAGCCCCAUUUAUACAAUACACUUACUCAUCUCUAGUUCUCCAGGAAUUUAAGAAACUAGAGACAAGAAGAAUUUGGGAUUCCAUGUGGAAUAAUGUGCUCUUUAUUAGAGUAUUUGCUGCUGUAUUUUCCUUAGUAGCAUUUUGAUACACUGUCAGUAGCUCAUUUGUAAAUGCCUUGCUGCUUCUUCAUAGAUACAUUUAAUCCAGUGCUUAAUAAAGGAGCUGUUUUGUGUUUUGCUUUGUUUUACUUGAAACAGUUAAGAGUAGUUAAGGUAUUAAGGAUGCCACCAUUGGCUUAUUUUGGCAAAAUUUGGGUUACGUAGUAUCAAACCUCAAGGUUGAGCAAUUAAAAAAUGCAUUUUGAUAAGUAAUAUUUUCCAUGUGAUCUACUGCUGGGAUGCUCAGCCACAGGUCUGUUGUGGGAAAAGGGAACAUACCAGUCUUUAAGUUUUGCCUUUAUGUCAAACAGUUGUUUUAAAUAAUUUUGCUAAUGAAUAUAGUUUAUUUCUGUUCCAAUCAGUGAUUAUACAUUAUUUUAAAUAAUAGUGUAUUUACCUUCUUAACUUUCUGGUAUUGGUGCUGUUUAAUGUUUUCACAUUUAAUGAACUAAUUUCAUUAUAUCAAUGCAAUUAAUAAUGUAUUUGUAAAUAGAAUUUUCCAAGAUUAGAAUAUUUUAAGGGUGAGACCCUUGAUGGAUGUAUGUCCAUGUGUUUGGAGAAAUUUUUGGUUUUGGAGCACAGAUUGACUAGUCCUUUAAAUCCAUGUGUAACAUACUUUAUAUUCCUUAUUUCUUCCUAAUCUGAUGAUCUUGAUUCUUUUUGAUUAACAUGUGAAAAAUGCUAUCUAUUUGUUUGGAGGAAAACUUUUUUUUUUUUUCUUUUCUAAUUCUCCUGUGUGACUCUUAGACAUAACAUUUCACUUCAUCUUGGUGUCAAGUCAUUCAUCUGUAAAAUGAAUUGUUUGAAAUAUUCUUCUAAGUUCUUAUGAAAUCUAUAGUAUUUGCACUGUGGUGAGGAUUUUUAUAACAAAAGUACUUGUUUUUCUCUUUAAUUUUAUACUUCAUUCUGAGAUAUGAAGACAGUUUCAAAGUGAGCUUAGAGAUGGGUAAAUAUAUAUUUGAAUAGUUUCUUCCCUGAGGAUAUUUUGAUUGACUCACUUCAUGAAUGAGAAAUGUUAGCAUGAUAAAUAAUUUAUUUUAACUUAGUUAUUAAAAUGUCCUCUUUUCUCUUGACAAAUAGAAUUUUAUUUAGCAGUUACAGCCAUGUAAUCAGAAUAGAGCUAUUUAUACCUAACCCCAUUAAAAGUACCAAUAUGUGCAAGUCCUCAAAAGCCUUCAGAUGUGAAA
Molecule: messenger RNA, 2605 nt
Organism: Tupaia belangeri chinensis (Chinese tree shrew)
Lineage: Eukaryota; Metazoa; Chordata; Mammalia; Scandentia; Tupaiidae
Gene: ING2
Product: inhibitor of growth family member 2
Exons: 2
Biological process (GO): positive regulation of DNA-templated transcription
Cellular component (GO): nucleus
Source: RefSeq, a predicted model, not a curated record